This is a messenger RNA of Bubalus bubalis (water buffalo), 4205 nucleotides long. RefSeq names its product zinc finger protein 582 (gene ZNF582). The transcript is spliced from 5 exons. NCBI's taxonomy places the organism in Eukaryota, Metazoa, Chordata, Mammalia, Artiodactyla, Bovidae. Bases 1320 to 2873 code for a protein of 517 amino acids. Gene Ontology annotation, biological process: regulation of immune system process; negative regulation of transcription by RNA polymerase II; regulation of cytokine production. The record is from RefSeq and is a predicted model, not a curated record.
CCACCAGAAAGUGCUUGCUUAUGGAUGUUUUGCAUUUUUCUUAUGCAUCCUUUUAAAAAUUUGGGGUGACGUCUUGUCUCAUGAGACUUUCAGAGUUGGAAGACCCCUGGAAAUUUGGAACCUCUAGUUUACAAGCAGCGACUUGGAAACAUUUUAGAGGAUCUUGUUCAAAAUUUGUCCAACCAUUGGGGAUUACCUUGUGGCUCAGCUGGUAAAGAAUCCGCCUGCAAUGCGGGAGACCUGGGUUCGAUCCCUGGGUUGAGAAGAUCCCCGGAGAAGGGAAAGGCAACCCCCUCCAGUAUUCUGGCCUGGAGAAUUCCAUGGACCGUAUAGUCCGUGGGGUCCCAAAGAGUUGGACACAACUGAGCGACUUUCACUUCCAUGGUUUAUUCAUGGGAAGAUGGCUGAGUAAAUCACGGGCCACCCCUGUAAUGAAAUAGUUACAGCGAAUGUAAAUUAUGCUUUAAAGAAAGUUGUCAUAAGGAAAACGUCCUUCUACAUGACAUUAAGGAACAGUGGGCUUCCCCGAUAGCUCAGUGGUAAAGAAUCCACCUGCAAUGCGGGAGACACGGGUUCGAUCCUGGUUGGGAAAGAUUCCCCUGGAGAAGGAAAUGACAACCCAUUCCAGUAUUCUUGCCUGGAGAAUCCCAUGGACAGAGGGGCCUGGUGGGCUACAGUCCAUGGGUCGCAAGAGUCCUACACUACUUAGCGACUAAACAAAAUCAUUAUUCCGUUUACACAUUAAGUAUUUGUUACAUGUUGGGCAAUGUCCUAAGCUCUUUUAUAAAAUACUACUGUUUUACUGAUGAACUCAGAAAGUGGUUAAAUGGCAUCAUUCUUAAUACUUGGAUGUUUUCCAUUCCAGUUUAGUUUGGGGGGGGGGGCGGUGUUAGCCUGCCUGUCAGUAGGUGGGCGGGUUUGACCUCUGUUGCUGAAUGUUACCUUGUUGUAGAAGGGAUCCAGUUGCAAAUAUAUUUGUCGGUUGAUGUUGUCCCACAUGACUUUUGAUAGUUGCUUGACAUCCAUCAUAUGAUUCAACCACUCGCCUACUUGUGAACUGUUAUGUACUCAUCUUGAUUCUGUUUUUCAGCAAAUGCUGUACCCAGAGCUUCGCUCACUUACAUCUCUGUGCAGAGGCUUAUUUAUGGUGGAGAACGGGGCCUGCCCCAUCUAUUUGCCCACUGCAAACAUCUGUUGCCUCAAGGCAGGGUCUGCACAAUGGUGCCUGCCAGACCUUAGGUCUGUCAUCUCAGGACUCUGCCCUUCCCCAAGAGACAAACCAAGAGGAGGCCGCAGCAGCCCAUGAAAUCCUGACAGUCAUGUCCCUCGGGUCAGACUUAUUCAGGGAUGUGGUUGUAGUCUUCUCCCAAGAAGAAUGGGAACAGCUGGCACCCACUCAGAGGGAUUUGUACAGAGACGUGAUGUUGGAGACCUAUAGCAACCUGGUCUCCCUGGGUCUUGCCAUUUCCAAACCUGAUGUGAUCUCCUUCCUGGAGCAAGGCAAAGAGCCCUGGACGGUGGAGGAAGUGGUGACAGGAGGCCUGUGCCCAGUGCUGAAGUCCAGGUAUGAUACUGAGGUAUUCUCUCCAAAGCAGCAGAGUUGUGAAGUACAGUCACGCCCGUGGGAGGUAAUGGAAAGCCUUACCAGUUACGGUCUUGAGGGCUCAAGCUUCCAAGAUGACUGGGAAUGCAGAAGUCAUUCUGACAGGGAAGAGCGAAAUCCAGAUGGACAUCUGAGUCAAAUGAUAAUCGAAAAUGAAGAAAUAUCCACUUUCGACCAGCCAGCACCCCUUACUUUUUAUCAGAAAAUUCAUACCGGAGAAAAACCCUAUGGAUAUAAUGAAUGUACAAAAGACUUCUGGCAAGAGGACUUCCUUAUUAAUCAUCAAGGGAUUCAGACUAAUGAGAAGCCCUAUAAAUGCAAGGAAUGUGGGAAGGCCUUUAAAUAUGGUUCACGAUUAAUUCAACAUGAGAAUAUUCAUUCUGGCAAGAAACCGUAUGAAUGUAAGGAAUGUGGAAAGGCCUUCAAUUCUGGUUCAAAUUUCAUACAACAUCAGCGAGUUCAUACUGGUGAGAAACCUUACGAAUGUAAGGAUUGUGCAAAGGCCUUUAGUCGAAGCUCACAGUUGAUUGAACAUCAACGAAUUCAUACUGGUGAGAAACCCUAUCAGUGUAAGGACUGUAGCAAGGCUUUCAAUCGGAUCUCACAUCUUAAAGUGCAUUAUAGAAUUCAUACUGGUGAAAAACCCUAUGCAUGCAAGGAGUGUGGGAAAACCUUUAGUCAUCGUUCUCAGCUGAUUCAACAUCAGACUAUUCACACUGGCAAGAAACUCUAUGAAUGUAAAGAAUGUGGGAAGGCCUUUAAUCAAGGCUCAACUCUUAUUCGACAUCAGAGAAUUCAUACUGGUGAGAAACCCUAUGAAUGUAAGGCAUGUGGGAAGGCCUUUAGGGUAAGCUCACAACUUAAGCAACAUCAGAGAAUUCACACAGGAGAGAAACCCUACCAAUGUAAGGUAUGUGGUAGGGCUUUCAAACGGGUCUCCCAUCUUACUGUACAUUACAGAAUUCAUACAGGUGAGAAGCCAUAUGAAUGCAGGGAAUGUGGGAAAGCCUUCAGCCACUGCUCACAACUGAUUCAACAUCAGGUAAUUCAUACUGAGGAAAAGCCCUAUGAAUAUAAGGAACAUGGGAGGACUUUAAAUCAUGAUUCAGCUACCGUUCAACAUCAGAGAAUGCAUAAUAUAGAAACACAAGUGAAUUUAAUAAAUGUAGAAAAGCCGUCCAUCAGCACUUACCCUUUAUUAAUCAUCAGAGAAUUUAUGUUAGCAAGCAAUCAUAUGAAUGGAAAUAGUGGGAAGAGUCCAUUAGCUUAGGCUAAUCACAACUUACUCUUUAGAUCUUGGAGAAAGACUUGAAGGAUAUCAUGCAAGCGAGAAUUCCUUUAUUCAGAGCUUUCUUUUAUCCUGAGUAAUAAAAUUCAUAUUGAAGAAAAAUUAUAUGGGUGCAACUUUUUUAGACCAUGAUUUUCAAAAGACAGAAAGGUUGGAGAAAAUUUUGUCUCUAACACAUUCCAAAGUUACAUUUUCUCACCACAGUGUCAUAAUUUUAAUAGCCAAAAGUGAGUUUUCUUGGAAAUUUGAAAACAAAACACGCCAAAUUACUCCUGGGUUAACAAGAAACUAAAUCAUGCAGUUACCAUUGAUGGUAAUGAAAACAAUGAGGAGAGUUUUACAUGCCAAGAAAUGUGGGAUGUGGCUGAAGCUACUCGGGAAUUUCUUAUGCCUUUAAGUGCAUGUAAACAUGAAAACCUGAAAGAUAGUACUCAAAUAUAUUAAAUGUACUACUUAAGAAGCCAGAAAAGAGAAUACCAAACACCCUGAUGAUAGACAAUAGGAAACAAAGGCAGAAAAGGAUGAACUAGGAAGUAGCUAUCCUACAUUCUCUGCUAAGGCUUCCCAGGUGGCUCAGUGGUAAAGAAUCCACCUGCCAAUGCAGGAGCUGCAGGAGACUCGGGUUCCAUCCCCGAGUCAGGAGGAUCUCCUGGAAGAAGAAACAGCAACUGGCUCCAGGAUUCUUGUCGGGAUAAUCCCAUAGAUGGAGGAGCCUGAUGUGCUAACAGUCCAUAGGGUCACAAAGAGUCGGUCAUGUAAGCCGACUAAACACACAUCCUACAAUAAUCUCAUUUUUUAUUUCUCUCUGAUCCAAGGGAAAUUAGGAGACUGUUUCUUAAUUUUCAGGUUGUUUGUUUGGAUUAUCUUUUAUAACUUGUCACAGAACAGGUUGGUUGCCUACCUAGCAGCCAUACCCAAUUCCCAUUCUAUUGGCAGCAUCUGUGUCUUGUCUUAGACUCUGAAGAUGUCAGAUGCCAAUUUUCAGCCUCCUUUGCAGCUCAAGAUGGCCCAUCCGUUCCAGUGUAUGGCCAGUAUAUUCUAGGGAUCUACAGGGUCUUCAGGGAAAGAUCGUCCUCAUUCAGAAGAGACAGAUAUAUUAGGAAGACUCCUCUUCUUUCAUUUCUUGCUUUUAAACAUUUUUCUCUGGGAACCUGAUGCCUGGAGCUGCUGCGGUCAUCUUGGAACCAAGAGCAGAAAAGAGAGGACCUCAAAGAGGCUGACCCAGAACCCUAACAACACGGAGUUACAGGGCCAAUUUGAAACUGUUUGAUGCUUUUGUUAUAUAAGAAAAAUAAAUCUUUAUUGCUUAACUUA